Messenger RNA from Nyctereutes procyonoides (raccoon dog), 1892 nucleotides. RefSeq names its product calsequestrin 1 (gene CASQ1). Lineage: Eukaryota; Metazoa; Chordata; Mammalia; Carnivora; Canidae. The transcript has 11 exons. Gene Ontology annotation, biological process: regulation of skeletal muscle contraction by regulation of release of sequestered calcium ion. Gene Ontology annotation, molecular function: calcium ion binding. The coding region runs from base 262 to 1449 and encodes 395 amino acids. Gene Ontology annotation, cellular component: sarcoplasmic reticulum lumen. The record is from RefSeq and is a predicted model, not a curated record.
UGCCAGUUUGGGGCCUGCGGCUCCGGUUCCCUCCCCGCCCCCUGCUCCCAUCCCUCCUCCUGACCCUUUCACUCUUGGCUCUGUCGGUGGCCUGUCCAGGACCCAGCAGUGUCCUCUGUCCACUGCCCUGGGCCGCUCCCCACCCCGCCCCCACGGCGAGCCCCUAACUCAGGGCUCAGGACCCAGGGCCCGGCCGCGACCCUCCUCUGGACCAGGACCCCCGACCCUGAGCCCACCACCUCCCUGUGCGCUGCAGACAGGAUGGGGGCCAGAUCCGCGCCCGGCCUGCCGCUGGCACUGCUGCUGCUGCUGGUGCUUGGGCCGCCCAGGCUGGGGGUGCAGGGGGAAGAAGGGCUGGAGUUCCCCGAGUAUGACGGUGUGGACCGUGUGGUCAACGUCAACGCAAAGAACUACAAGAACGUGUUCAAGAAGUACGAGGUGCUGGCGCUGCUGUACCACGAGCCCCCCGAGGAUGACAAGGCCUCGCAGAGACAGUUCGAGAUGGAAGAGCUGAUCCUGGAGUUAGCGGCCCAAGUCCUCGAAGACAAGGGCGUUGGCUUCGGGCUGGUGGACUCUGAGAAGGACGCAGCUGUGGCCAAGAAACUGGGGCUCACGGAGGAGGACAGCAUCUACGUGUUCAAGGGGGAUGAAGUCAUUGAGUACGACGGCGAGUUCUCUGCUGACACCCUGGUGGAGUUCCUGCUCGACGUCCUGGAGGACCCCGUGGAAUUGAUCGAAGGCGAACGAGAGCUGCAGGCAUUCGAGAACAUCGAGGACGAGAUCAAACUCAUUGGCUACUUCAAGAACAAGGAUUCAGAGCAUUACAAGGCCUUCGAGGACGCGGCGGAGGAGUUUCACCCCUACAUCCCCUUCUUCGCCACUUUCGACAGCAAGGUGGCGAAGAAGUUGACGCUGAAGCUGAAUGAGAUCGACUUCUACGAGGCCUUCAUGGAAGAGCCUGUGACCAUCCCCGACAAGCCCAACAGCGAGGAGGAGAUCGUCAGCUUCGUGGAGAAGCACAGGAGGUCCACCCUGAGGAAGCUGAAGCCCGAGAGCAUGUAUGAGACCUGGGAGGACGACAUGGACGGGAUUCACAUCGUGGCCUUCGCCGAGGAGGCCGAUCCUGACGGCUUCGAGUUCCUGGAGACGCUCAAGGCCGUGGCCCAGGAUAACACGGACAACCCGGACCUCAGCAUCAUCUGGAUUGACCCUGACGACUUCCCCCUGCUGGUGCCAUACUGGGAGAAGACGUUCGACAUCGACCUGUCGGCCCCACAAAUAGGAGUGGUCAACGUCACGGACGCCGACAGCGUGUGGAUGGAGAUGGACGACGAGGAGGACCUGCCUUCCGCCCAGGAGCUGGAGGACUGGCUGGAGGACGUGCUGGAGGGCGAGAUCAACACGGAGGACGACGAUGAGGAGGAGGACGACGACGAUGACGAUGACUAGCGGCUGUGGCCGCCCUCUCCCUGCCCGCCCGCCCGCUGCUCUCCUGUGCUCCCCCCUCCCUGCCCCUCCCUGGGCUCCUCCAGGGACCCUGGGUCACCCUCCAUCUGCAUCGGGCCCACUGACCUGACCCCAACUGUCACCUGACAGGGACAGGACCCCCUGUGCUCCACGUGCCCGCCCAGCCGCCUCACUGACUGUUCCCUGUCCCUCGGUGGCCCCGUCCCAAAACGGAUUCCCCCACCAGUCCGUGUGCUCUCCCUCGUGACCCUCCUCUCCUCCGUUCCCCCCAUCUGCACACACUCUUCCCCACACCCCCAAAUCCUCCGUCCUUCCGGCCAGGAGGGAGGGCGGCUCUCCGUCCCGGGCCACCUCGCGGCAAUCUCUUGUUAACGUAUUUGGGUCAGACAUUGAGAGGCCUCAAUAAAGGAUCUGGGGCAGCAUGA